GAGAUGGUAGAUUAUUUUUCCAUUGACGAGAAAAUCGGAAAAUACAACUCCCUUGUUUAAGCAAUCCAUCCAGUCUAGAGUUGUCGGCACGGGCAGUAGAAAAGACCUUUUUUGUUCUUUAAUAAAAAAACGAAAAAAGGGUCCACGGCUAUUGGCUUCUUCUCACCCGAAUUCUUAUUCUAUCAAAAUAAAUAAAUAUAACACCAUAUUAAGCAAAGUUUUGUUACACGACACAUUCCAUGUCAAACCUUGAUAGAGGUCCCACCAGUUGGACGAAUCACAUCAUAUAAAUUAUUUUACACGUGUCAAUAGAGAACCAUAACAACGUUUGACUUGUCAGUUGCGGGAAACAACGUUUCUCUAUCCACACUUCCUUCCGUUCCGCGAAAACUCUCCGCUUUUCUCUGCUCUUCUUUCAUUUUUCUCCAUAUUUUAUUUUUCCUAACUCUGAUUCAAAAUCUCAGAUUUCUAAAUUAGAUUCUCAUAUGUCGAAGCCCUAUGAACCAACCACGAAUUAUCACUCGGGAUCGCCCGCAACCACGGCUACACCAACUACCGACGUGGAGAACCCCACACCGGGUGUGGGGCUCGGUGUCUCGGAGAUUACCAGGCGAUGGAAAAGGGAGGAUUUGUUGAAGAGAGGGUCCCUGAUCGCCAGGGGAUUGGCUUUGUUCUUCUCUUUGCUUUCUUUCAUAAUCAUGGGUAGCAACAAGCACGGUGAUUGGAAAAAUUUCGACAAAUAUGAAGAAUACAGGUAUUUGUUGGCAAUUGCAAUUCUGUCGACUUUGUACACUGGAGGACAAGCGUUGAGACACGUGAAUGCGAUUUGGAAUGGGAAAUGGAUAUUUGAACAACGUAUCUCUGCCAUGGUGGACUUUUUGGGGGAUCAGGUGGUGGCAUAUCUGUUGAUAUCAUCAGCAUCAUCUGCGAUUCCGUUGACAAAUAGGAUGAGAGAGGGGCAAGACAACAUUUUUACCGACUCCUCAGCUUCGGCAAUUAGCAUGUCUUUCUUUGCGUUUCUAUCACUGGCACUGUCGGCCGUGGUUUCAGGCUAUAAACUUUCAACUCAAUCAUACAUUUGAUUAUGGCUUUUAGCUUUUUAUCUUUGUUUCAUUUUCUCCCUUUAGCGAUUCAUUGUGUAUUUAUCAUUCAUUUGUCCUGCAUGUGAUGUAUCACUUGUACAUUUGUUAGUUAGAUGCGGAGCAGCAAUAUAUUUGUUUUUUUCCCGGGACAGAGCAGUGAUCAUACCUCCUUGUAUGUUUGAUAGUUUUGAAAGUCGUACGGAAAUGCCCUUCUUCCUGUUGCUUCAAGUUCUUCUAAGCAAUGAUUGUGGAUUGAGAAAAGGUAACCAUUCACUUUU
Messenger RNA from Durio zibethinus, 1360 nucleotides. RefSeq names its product CASP-like protein 4B1. Lineage: Eukaryota; Viridiplantae; Streptophyta; Magnoliopsida; Malvales; Malvaceae. The record is from RefSeq and is a predicted model, not a curated record.